Molecule: messenger RNA, 827 nt
Organism: Cladocopium goreaui
Lineage: Eukaryota; Dinophyceae; Suessiales; Symbiodiniaceae
Source: the annotation of a GenBank genome assembly
ACUGAUGACACAGUCAUUUUAGCCAAUUGGGCUCGGGAAGGGAGGCAACUUCAAUUGCCUUCUGCAAAUCCCUUCCGAUUUAAUGAUGCAAAUGCUCAAUGUGGCAUUCUUGGGAAUCUUGGUGACACAGGCGGCCUCCAUCCUUCGAGGCCCAAGGUUGGAUGAAGAGGUGCCAAGCCAACGGCAAGGAUUUCAAAGCGCCUGGUCCCGCUUGGAAGCAUCAGUUUCAAGUUUCUUCGAUAGUGGAAAGGACCCAGAGAAAGUGGACGUUCCUGAAGUUCCUGGAGUUGCAGUGAGGACACAGAUCCUCUCCGUUGACAAUGGAUCAGCAAAGAACGUUGUGUACCGCUCCAUUGAGGCAAAGGCACCUGGUUCUGGUGGCAAUGUCACUGUAGAGAUCGAAUCGCAAGACGUGACUCCGGAUGCUGUGGCAGCUUCGAAAGCCAAAGGCGCUAAAGUCAUUCCACCACCACCCACGCCACCUAGCAAAGAUGACUUCGUGGUUCAGAUCAAAUCUGUGGAGCGAGUGGAUGGAAAGAAGCCAAUCAGGCCCAGACUGAAUGCAACAACGCCGUCCAAAAAGGUGGUUGAAAAGAAGAAAAGCGGCUUGGACAUCAAGGUCUGGAGAGUCACAGAUGCCCCAAAGGCAAGGGAUGAGGUGCCACCAGCUCGCCUCGAGUACAGCAAACUGUGGGCAGAUGACUGGGGUGAUGAAUGGCGGGCAACGGCUCAUAUCGCUGCCACGAAAAAGAAGGAGCUCCCUGUUUAUGAGCAGUCCUUUCGUGGCUGAUCCGACGCAUCCUUUGCCAUCGAGUUGCAAACGAAAA